UAAAUGUAAUGUGUGUGACUAUCAGAACUAAGUGCUAGCUUUACUCUGUCGGUCUAACCCCCAUACUAACUUCUGGCGAAUGGGCGUCCGAAUUGGCUGCUAGCUUUACGUUGGUGAUCACCUGAGGGAGGCCAAACUUGCUCAGCAGGUAACACAAACACAACAAAAGGGUGCAUCACAUGACUCUAAGUCGUGCUAAUCCGUGCAUGACACCACGCCAAGUUCUUUAAUAGAUACGACAACUUAAGUGAACACGUCGAGCCAAGAACGGCCAUCUGCUUGUCCAACGAUAUACAGUGUCAUCAUGGACUAUCUGACGUCACCGUCGGAAGAACCGCUGCUGACCUUGACCUUUGGUGACCUCCUUGACCAGGCGGCGGUCAGCUGGCCGGACAAGGACGCGUACGUCUUCUGUCAGACCGGAAGUAGGGUCACCUUUGCGGGACUGAAACAACAGGUGGACCGGCUAGCGGGCGGGCUGUUGGCCAUCGGGAUCGGCCGGGGCGACCAUGUGGGCUGGGUAGCGGCCAACAGGCCCGAGUGGGUCAUCAUCUUCCUCGCAGCCAUGAAGAUCGGAGCUGUGGCGGUUCCCCAGGAUCUGUGCUUCUUUGAGUACACGGAAACCACGGUAGUGAAUGUGCUGAAUAAGGCUGAGGUAAAAGUGCUGAUAGUCGAGGCGAGAGAGGACGGGACCACGCCUUUCCAUGACAUGUUCGGGGCGACAGGGGCUGGGGAACGGUAAGUACCACUUUUGGGCAGACUGCCUCACCUAACUACACUGGUGACCAUCGGUGACAGCAACCAUCGGGACUGCUACACACUGUCGGACCUUCUACAGAAGGGAGGAAACCAGGAGAUACAACAACAGCUGGCAGAACUACAGGCCCAGCUGAGCUGCCACGACCUGGCAUUACUGCAGCUCACCUCCGGCACCACGGGUCUGUCCAAGCUUGUGCAGAUGACGACCCUCGCUAUCCUCAAUACUAACCGGUACACCGCACUGGCGCUGCACAUGGACCAACAGUGCCGAGCAGCGUUCGCCACGCUCUUCUCUAACAUCGCAUGGAACAUCUGCCACCCCAUCAUUGUCGGCUGCACGUUCGUAGUGACGUCUACAGAGCAGCCGGACGCAGAGGAGAUUCUCUCAGCCGUCCAGGAGGAAAAGUGCACCAUGCUCUACUCUCUCUACGUGAAGAACUUCUACACCGUCUGUCACUAUCCUGAUCUCGAGAGGUUCGACCUUUCCACGUUAAAACUCGUGAUGACCGGUGGGAACAUCGUGUCCAAAGCGUUGAUUAUGACGUCUGCCGAGAAGCUACCUGACGUGAUCGUCGCUAAUGUGUUCGGCUCGACGGAAACUGGCUUCGUGACGACCACCGUACCGGAAAUGACGUCAGAGGCUCGGAAUACCACGGUGGGAGCGGUGCUACCACAUCUUCAGCUGAAGAUAACUGACGAUGACGGUAACAGCGUUCCCAGGAACACGAUAGGAGAAGUGACUGUGCGGGGAUACUCCGUGUUCCAACAGUACUACGGAGACCCGGCCAAAACCGAAGCCGCCAAGACAAAGGACGGGUGGUAUGGGAUGGGGUAUGUACAUGCGAUCCGGUGUGAAUCUAUUCCUCAGGAGAUGAUCAUUAAGGACUCGGAUAACAUCUUCCCUGGGAUGAUAGAGGGGCCGCUACAGGAGCAUCCGGCAGUGAAAGACGUCAAGGUUGUCGGAGUUCCAGACGCCGUGUACGGGGAAGAACUGUGCGCCUGCAUCAUCCUGAAGAACGGAGAAGGAGUUGGAGAGGAGGAAAUGAAGCAGUUUGCGAGCGCUAAUGGGCUGAUAGAAGAGUACAACCCUGGAUACAUCCUGUUUGUGGAUGAGUUUCCUAAGACAGCCAACGGACGUAAGGUUGAUAGGAGAAAGCUGAGAAGUGUCGCAAUGGAAUGGCUGGGACUGAAAGAACUGGACUCGUGAAGACCAACUUGUAACUUGUGGUCGAACGCAAACGGCAAUGCAGUCUAAUGAACAACAGAAUCAUUGACACUGUCUUAAAUUUUAUACUCCAUAAAAACAAUAAAAAAGCGAAGCCUACUGCCUCGAAUCGGCACCAGCAUUAUUAAAUCAACUGACAACUUGUAAGUUCGAAUUCUAAUGGCAAUGUCUUCUUUUUCCAUUGACUAAAUGUAACCUAACACUAGUCUUUGUUUUAACUUUGUUUUAACUUUGUUUUUUAAAACGUUUUA
Messenger RNA from Branchiostoma belcheri (Belcher's lancelet), 2235 nucleotides. Its product is annotated as acyl-CoA synthetase family member 2, mitochondrial-like. Gene Ontology annotation, biological process: fatty acid metabolic process. Gene Ontology annotation, molecular function: medium-chain fatty acid-CoA ligase activity. The transcript is spliced from 18 exons. NCBI's taxonomy places the organism in Eukaryota, Metazoa, Chordata, Leptocardii, Amphioxiformes, Branchiostomatidae. The record is from RefSeq and is a predicted model, not a curated record.